This is a messenger RNA of Ambispora leptoticha, 399 nucleotides long. The record is from the annotation of a GenBank genome assembly. Lineage: Eukaryota; Fungi; Glomeromycota; Glomeromycetes; Archaeosporales; Ambisporaceae.
AUGAGCAAAUCUCAUUUUGAUGAAAAUUUUCAAAAUACUACCUCACAAGAUGAAAAUUCUCAAAGCAAAAUCUCCAAGAAUCUGUUCAAAAAAAGUCUGCUGAACAACAACUUACAGGAGUUUGGAAUUUCUUCACAAAGGUUCUUCUGCCAUAGCCAGGCUGCAUCUCAAGAAAUUACACCUGGUGUUGAACUAAGUUUAGACGAAUGGACAGAUCCAAGCAGAAAAUCAUUAUGGAACUUUGUAAUUCAUAUAUUUGCAGGACGAAAAUAUCUUUGGAAAUUAGUUGACUUAUUUAAUCAGAGUCAUACUGGAGAAACAUUACAAGAAUGCAUUCAAAAAAUAUUUGAUGAACUUAGUGCACAUAAGUUUGAAGCUAUAGUAACUGAUGGUGGCUAA